AUGGGUUCCUCUCUUUUCAAUAUGAGGUCUCUUAUCGGCCUCUUGUUUUUGGUUGUCCAGCUGGCCUCUGCACUGAAAUUCGAACUCCCUGCCUCGUCGGGCCACGGCAAGAACGAGCGAUGCAUCCGCAACUUCGUCGGCAAGGACCAGCUGGUUGUGGUCACUGCCAUUGUUGGUGGUGAGAAGGGAGAUGGCCAGAAGGUUAACAUUCAUAUCAAAGAUGCCAUGGGCAAUGACCACGGCCGUCCCAGGGACGUCGUGGGUGAGAUCCGCCAGGCGUUCACUUCGCCCGCCGACACCGCGUUCGAUGUGUGUUUCGAGAACCAGCUCUCCGGUCACAAUGCCGUUGCAAACCCCUUCCGCGCAGUCGAGCUCGAUGUCGAUAUCGGUGCCGAUGCCCGUGACUGGUCCAGCAUCCAGGUCCAGGAGAAGCUCAAGCCUGUGGAGACGGACCUCCGCCGCAUUGAGGAGAUGGUUGCUGACGUUGUCUCGGAGAUGGAGUACCUCCGCUCCCGUGAGCAGCGGCUGCGCGAUACCAAUGAGAGCACCAAUGAGCGGGUUAAGUGGUUUGCGUUUGGGACCAUGGGCAUGCUUGUUGGACUGGGUGCUUGGCAGGUGGUGUACCUGAGGGCUUACUUCCGAUCGAAGCACCUCAUCUAG
Penicillium alfredii is the source of this 660-nucleotide messenger RNA. Its product is annotated as p24 family protein. The transcript has 4 exons. Gene Ontology annotation, cellular component: endoplasmic reticulum-Golgi intermediate compartment; COPII-coated ER to Golgi transport vesicle; endoplasmic reticulum. The record is from RefSeq and is a predicted model, not a curated record. The coding region runs from base 1 to 660 and encodes 219 amino acids. Gene Ontology annotation, biological process: endoplasmic reticulum to Golgi vesicle-mediated transport; Golgi organization; intracellular protein transport. NCBI's taxonomy places the organism in Eukaryota, Fungi, Ascomycota, Eurotiomycetes, Eurotiales, Aspergillaceae.